Molecule: messenger RNA, 1852 nt
Organism: Panicum virgatum (switchgrass)
Lineage: Eukaryota; Viridiplantae; Streptophyta; Magnoliopsida; Poales; Poaceae
Exons: 3
Coding region: 125-1852 (575 amino acids)
Source: RefSeq, a predicted model, not a curated record
CACUUUCUUCUCUUUAAGUUCUCAUCUUCCCUUGCAGUAAGCAGGUUUACUCUCUAGACACUGGAUAGGUGUCUACCUCCUCCAUGCCAUUCAAUUGGAGGGAAGGAAUACUGCUUGAAGUCUAAUGGCAGAGAAAAUCAGUUCUGCAGUUGUCCAGGAGACAGUCAGCCAAAUCCUAUCUGGUCUCGUUCAAAAAUAUGAGGAGAAAGAAUCAGAUGCCAACAGAAACUUGGAGAGGCUAGAGAUGGCUCACAUCAGGCUUGAGGCCGCUCUUGAGACAUCUAAUAAGUGGCAGAUCACUGAUGCAUCCUUAUUGCGCUGGCGUAGGAAGCUGAAGCGUGCCGCUCAGGAGUACGAUGACACACUGCACAAAUGCAAGCAGAGAAUCCUAGAAGGCAAACAAAUGGAACGGGAGGUAAGGAAUUCCUCCCUUCCUAACCGUAUUGUGCAUGCUACAAAAUCAUUUGUUUUCUCUGUUGUGAACCGCAACAACAAUGAGUUGAGCAGAUCCAUUGCUCAAAGAUUUGAGUGGUAUGCAGAUGGUGCUAGUGAGUUUCUGAGAUUCAUAGAGUUUGGUGGCAUGUCCCGCCGUCACAUGCCCUUUAACUCUGUUAUUCAGAACCUUUUUGCAGGAAAGGAGCUACAUCAUGAAAUCGUCCGGGGCAAAAACUAUCCCUCCUUUUUGUUAUGGUUGGUGCCGACCCGUACUUUAGAGCAUAGAACCAGCGUUAGCUUGACAUUUGUCCAGUACGAUGGUACACCAGAGGGUAAUAUCUUCGUUGGUUUGAGGGUACAGCUCUCGGAGAGUACAGACAUAUUUGGGAUCGCAAUUAAGUGCUUGCAGUUUUUUGCCCCUCAUUUCAAGCGUACAUUGGAAAAUAUUAGGAAUGAACUUUCUCAACUGACCGCUCAAGACUUCUCAUGGGGUCCAUCUUUUUAUUCAUGCCAUAAGGAGCAUUGGGACGAAUUCUACAGCUUCACAUCUCAGUUAUCCCGGCCAAACCCAUUUUGUUGCAAGCAGCAUGGUCAGCACGAGGUUCAACGUUAUAGUAACCUAGAUAUGGCAGGAUUAUCAGAGGUUUUGUUAGAACCAGUAAUUAAUUUUAGCUUGUAUUGUCAAGUCUCAAUGUCUGCUUACAGCAAGCAGAAGAUCUCACUUUCUGAAGACAUAAUUUCUAUGCAAGAUUAUCCAUAUCUGAAAGCAGGAAUCUCCUUUGCACCCCAUGGUUCUUUAGAGGACAUGCUGCCUCUGGGUAGUAGUUCCGAAAAAGCAGCGAUAGUCCACAUGGAGCAAAAUUGCUUGCAUACAAACAUUGCCCUAGAACAGCUGGAAGAGAUUAUCCUGCCAAAGGCAAUAGAUUACUUCCACCAGAAUGCCGAAGCGAUGGUUUACCAAAUGAUUUGGAAGUCUAAACAUGGUUUUGCACAUAUUCAUAUUGAGAAGCCAUGCAUGAGCACACGGAGAUCAAGCAUGAGAACACGGAGAACUUUUGGGACCUUAGAAGCGGGCGCGCCGUCCUCGCCGCUUGGGCCUGGCUCCGGUGGGGCGGGGGCGCCUCCGCCGCUGCCCGCCCGGGCGGCCUCCCACCUCCGGCCGGCCCUCGCGUGGCUGGCUGCCGGCCCGGGGCGCCGCCGCUCGCGCCUGCCUGGCCCGCUGGCGGGCUGCCCUUGCCGCUGGAGCCUAGGCUCCAGUGUGGCGGGGGGCGCCGCCACCGACCCCCGGGCUCGGCCCUGCUUUGGGGCAGCCUGUGGCCUCGUGGCCGCCGCCGCCGUUCGGCCCAGGGCGGGUGUUGCACCUCCGGUGGCCGCGUCGUCGUCACUGUCGCUCGCCCUGGGCUGGUUGCCGUUCUAG